AGAUUCCCAAAAACACAGAACAUCAAACAUGGGCAAGAUCAUCUUCUACGAGGAAAGGAACUUCCAGGGUCGCUCCUAUGAGUGCAGCAGCGACUGCCCUGACAUGUCCUCCUACCUGAGCAGGUGCAACUCCUGCAGGGUGGAGAGCGGCUGCUUCAUGGUCUACGAGCGUCCAAACUACAUGGGGAACCAGCACUUUCUGAGGAGGGGCGAGUACUCUGACUGCAUGGCUUUUGGCAUGAGUGACUCCAUCAGAUCCUGCCGUUUAAUUCCUCCGCACCGGGGCUCCUACAGGAUGAAGCUCUUCGAGAGGGAGAACUUCCAGGGCCAGAGUCACGAGGUGAUGGACGAUUGCGACAACAUCAUGGAGCGCUACCGCAUGAAUGACUGCCAGUCCUGCCACGUGAUGGACGGCCACUGGCUCAUGUAUGAGCAGCCCCACUACAGAGGCAGGAUGGUGUACCUGAGUCCUGGAGAGUACAAGAGCAUGAGGGAUAUGGGAUACAGCGGCAUGAGGAUCAGCUCAGUCAGGCGUAUCACUGAUUCCUGUUGAAGCAGAGCAAAACAUCAUGCUAUUGAAUAAAAUAAAAGACAAGUCAAACACA
Molecule: messenger RNA, 605 nt
Organism: Cololabis saira (Pacific saury)
Lineage: Eukaryota; Metazoa; Chordata; Actinopteri; Beloniformes; Belonidae
Product: gamma-crystallin M3-like
Exons: 3
Coding region: 29-553 (174 amino acids)
Biological process (GO): visual perception; lens development in camera-type eye
Molecular function (GO): structural constituent of eye lens
Source: RefSeq, a predicted model, not a curated record